This is a messenger RNA of Stegastes partitus (bicolor damselfish), 2003 nucleotides long. RefSeq names its product basal cell adhesion molecule (Lutheran blood group) (gene bcam). The transcript has 13 exons. Gene Ontology annotation, molecular function: cell adhesion molecule binding. Gene Ontology annotation, biological process: cell-cell adhesion. Gene Ontology annotation, cellular component: plasma membrane; cell-cell junction. The coding region runs from base 74 to 1720 and encodes 548 amino acids. Lineage: Eukaryota; Metazoa; Chordata; Actinopteri; Pomacentridae. The record is from RefSeq and is a predicted model, not a curated record.
UGCCAGAUUUCUACACUCUACAAGCAAAAAAACAUUUUUUUUUUCUCCUUGGAAGAAGUCAGAACCAGCAGCCAUGGACGGGAUAACACUCGGACGCGCGUCGCUCUGGUGCACCUUGCUCCUCUGGGCAUUUCAAGUAUGCAGUGGAGCUGUGACUGUGAAGGUGUCUCCUAAAGUGGAGGUUUUGAAAGGAGACACCGCCACACUGCCCUGCACACACACCGUCUCAUCGGCGUCCAGCAACACUAUCGUCGAAUGGUACAUUGAGGAGCAGGGAACCAGGAAACGCGUUGCUUUCCGCCGCCAGGGUGGAGAGGGAAACAGUGACGACAACACGCCCCUGACAGGCCGGGUCACCAUCGAAGAGAACUUCACCCUGACCAUCACCUCAGUUAAACCCUCUGAUGAGCUUGCCUUCUACUGCCAGGUCACUGCUGGCCCUGCUGGUGUUGGAGAUGGCACCACUAUGCUCAAAGUCUUCUUUGCUCCUGAGAAGCCAGAACUUACAAAGCCAUCGACUCAGGCCAUUUCUGCAGGAGAACCUACCAGCUCAGAGAUUGGAACCUGCGUGACUAUGAAUGGACACCCCCAACCAAGAAUCAUCUGGUUCAAAGAUGACAAGCCCCUUGCGGAGGUCAAAGACAGGAAGGAGGCGACCUACAUGAUUCCUUCAAUUGUGAAGGAGGCCUCAGGUCUCUUCACUGUGAAGAGCACCCUGUAUAUGCAGCCCACCAAGGCCGACAAGGACUCAGUGUUCCAGUGUACUGUGGAAUACAGCAUGCCAGAGGACCAGAUCAAACAGACCAAGUCUGACACCAUCACCAUCAACCUCAACUAUCCCUCUGAGAAAGCGACGUUUUCUCUCCUCAACACUUCUCCGGUCAAAGAGGGCGACACUGUCAAUAUGAAAUGCGAGACUGACGGAAACCCACAGCCUGAGUUUGAUUUUGCUAAAGACGGAAAAGUCAUCACUGGUCAGGGUGGUCUUCUGACUCUGAAAUCUGUCAAGCGCACAGAUGCUGGACAGUACAAGUGCACAGCCACAGAUUUUGACAACCUGGAUGCUGACCUGAGUGGAGUCAUCGCCCUCGCCGUCCAUUACAUCGACCCAAUGAGCGUGACCCCCGUCGAACCUCAGAUUGUCAAGCUUGAGGACAAAGUGGAGUGGCAGUGUAAGACCAAGGCCUCUGACAACCACAUAGUGCACUGGAAAAAGGGCUCCGAGGUGCUCUCUCAGGACGGCACUCUGUCAAUAGAAAAAGUUUCUUACGCUAACGCCGGAGAGUACAUGUGUGUUGGAGGCGUUCCGUCGGUGCCAGGUCUGACAGCCCAGACUAGCGUCAACCUUACUGUCAAAGGAAAGCCAAUGAUCGAGAAUCCCACUGUCGGAGAGGUGGGGAAAGAAGGAGACAUGGUUACUCUGAAGUGCUCGGCCUUUGGCUUCCCCAUCCCUCAGUUCGAAUGGACGCCCUCAGGAAAAGAGUCGAUACUACUGGGAGACAACAAGGCGGUAAGCACCAUGACUGUACAAGCUACUGCUGAGGUCAUGAAGAACGGUGUGACCUGCAAGGCCGGCAACACUCUCGGAACAGAUAGCAAGACCUUCCUGGUAUCUGUCAAACGAGCAAUUGAGAACUCAGCCGAAGGUAGAGCCUUCUCCCUCCUCCUCCUCCUCUUCUCCCUUCUUCUCUCAGGACUCUUUGUUGUACAGACCCUGUAAUUUAGAAACCUCCCCUCCAUCCACCUCCUCUUGCCCCAGCCCUUCUAUCAUACAUACAUAGACCACACACACUCACACACACACACACACACUUAUCUACACACCUUCCUCUGCUGUACUGUAAUCUUGUAUAUUUGCCCUCUUGCUACCGAACACUGUGGAUAUUGUAUAUUGUUAUUCUUCUUCUCUUGUCACCUUUGUAUGAUGUCUGUCCUAUAUUUUGUGGAUGCUACUACAACUUUUGUGGCCCCUUGGGGACAAUAAAGGAUUCUAUUCUAUUCUA